Messenger RNA from Penicillium salamii, 1371 nucleotides. The record is from the annotation of a GenBank genome assembly. Lineage: Eukaryota; Fungi; Ascomycota; Eurotiomycetes; Eurotiales; Aspergillaceae.
AUGAGUCAAUCAAUUCUGGAUCGACUAUCUUCCUUAGAUACCAACACAGUAUCUGAUGCUCUAGACUUCCUAGGCCUCAAAGGAGCCACCUACGGCCUGCAACCACUAUGGGACUGUCCAAAGAUUGUCGGACGCGCCAACACAGUGAAAGUGGGCCCCAAAACCGAAGCUGCGCCUGCAGUCCAUCUUCUCACGCCCGUGAUCGAUGCGGUGACGACGAAUGAUCGUAUUCUCGUCAUUGCUGGUGGCACAGAAGGUGUUUCGUGCUGGGGUGAUAUCAUCGCCAAUGCCUCCAAAAUGAAGGGUAUUCGGGGAACUAUCAUCGAUGGUAUGAGCCGGGAUAUCGAUGGUAGCCGCGAUGUCAGUUACCCUGUUUACGGUCGCGGUGUCACGAUGAUCAGUGCUCGCAACCGGGUCGUUCAGUAUGAUUCCGGAAAGCCGCUGGAGAUGCGGGGCGUUACUGUCAAUCAGGAUGACUAUGUCAUUGCGGAUCGAUGCGGGACGGUGUUCGUCCCUGCGGACCGUAUCGAAGAGGUUCUGGAUCUGGGAGAGCGGAUCGACCGUCGUCAAAACCUGAUGGUCCAGGCAGUUCGUGCGGGUCAACCUGUUUCUGAAGUUAUGCACGAUUCUCAAUUUGAGGCUAUUCGCGCAGAUUCAUCAAAGUCUGCCGUCUCACUUCCACAGACUUCAACCCGCAAUCCAAAGAAAGCAAGCGCCGAAGACGAAGAGUUGGUCGCGCUUUUCGCCGAUUCAGAUACCCCCGGUGUCUCGGAUGCACUUGAUAAACUUGGUAUCUCUGGACAAGCGUUCGGUAUCAUGCCUUUGGCCGAUUACAGCAAGGCCACCGUCGGACCGGCCUUCACUGUCCGUUACGUGCCGGCCAGCGAUCCACCCGGCAGUGUUGGUGAUUUCAUCGACGAUGUUGCCAUUGGCGAUGUUGUAGUGAUUGACAAUGGAGGCCGCACAGAUUGUACUGUCUGGGGCGAUAUCAUGACUCAAUACGCCGGAAUGAGGGGGAUCGCCGGCUCUGUAAUCGACGGGGUUUGUCGAGAUGUGAACCGGGCCCUUGGCGAUGACUACCCGCUCUUCACUGCAGGACGCUGGAUGAGAACUGGGAAGGAUCGCGUUCAGGUCGGUGGAGUCAAUGAGUCUAUUGGCAUUGGCCAAGUGCGUGUUGCACCGCGUGAUAUUGUCGUUGCCGAUGCCAAUGGUGUUGUUAUUGUUCCCCGGGCUCGGGCCCGAGAAGUCGCCGAAGUUGCGAGAAAGGUCGAGGAAAGUGAGGCUGGGAUUCGGAAAUUGAUUUCUGAUGGAGCUACUAUUGCUGAAGCACGGGAGAAGCUUGGAUAUCAUACACUUCAACGUAAGGCAUAG